Molecule: messenger RNA, 1985 nt
Organism: Pararge aegeria (speckled wood butterfly)
Lineage: Eukaryota; Metazoa; Arthropoda; Insecta; Lepidoptera; Nymphalidae
Exons: 3
Coding region: 464-1753 (429 amino acids)
Source: RefSeq, a predicted model, not a curated record
UUUGUUCGCCUUUUGAACACGGCGUAUUUACAAAGUUGUGUUUAAAAAUAAUAUUAGUCCUAACAGCAUUGUCGCGCCAUAUUGUGACGAAUUAGAGUUCCGCACACAAAUGUCUUAAAUGCUUGCUAAACUAAGAGUUUAUUAUUUUUAUGUUUUAGUUGUGACUUGGAUCGAACUACUAUGGUCAUAUUUCUAGACGUAGACCGUUUUUUGACUAAAAAUGAUAUCCGAGCCUUAAAAACUGCGAGAUGGCCUUGGAUUGAAACUCAUUUCUUGUUAUCUCGCAAUUGCCAUGGUUGUGGCAAGAGAGUUUCAACAUAUUCUGGAGAAAGGCCAGUUCAUAUUGUUUUGAAGGAAGAACACAUAAAAUUAUUGUUAAACGAAAAAAAUUUUUGGUGUGAAAAUUGCAACUUCGCCGUUUAUGACCAUUUCACUAGUGACGAAUGUGAACUAGAUUCCUGCCAUGCCUUUCUCAGUAGUGCAAACAAUUGAAAAAGGCGAAUUAAGAUUAACGGCCGUACCAGAUCUGUGGGUGCAUAAUAAAUUACUUUUUUGGCCAAAGAAGUCAGCAGAUAAAUUAAGGAGGCAGGAAAAUAGUUCACCUGAUGCUUCUUGGGAAAUCAUGUCAUGUGAUGUAAAAAGAAAAAAUCUUAAAACAUUUCAAGAGGCACAGGAUGAAAUUGAUACAAUGAGUGACAAAUCAGAUACUGAAACUGACGAAGGAGAUACGAACCGUCGAUCAUUACGCAAGGAAAAAUAUCCCUUGCCAGAUAAAUCUUUCAACGAAUUGGCGAAGACUUUAACAGAUAAUCAUAAUCAAAUGCUAAGUACCACAACACCAGUCACUCAAGUAGCCCAGAAAUCCCAAGAAGACACAAAUUGCUGUUUUGUGCCCCAAGACCAGAUUGUUGGUACAGUCGAGGGCAAUAUUCCUGUCACAAUUCCGGAAUCGAAUUUCCUCUUUUAUACACAUACAGAACCGGAAAUUUCAACACCAACUAACGAGAUUGAAGCUAUUAAGGAGAGCAUAGCAACCAUUAUAGCCAAUCAAAAUUCCCUACAUGAAAUCCAAACUAAUAUGUGUGUAAAGAUCUCAGAAAUACAAACAGAGCUAAGAUCAUUCAUAAAAAUGAGCGUAUCACAAAAAAGAGUUGACGAAGAGCCAACUCUAAUAAAAAAUAUCAAAGACCUUGAGGAAUUUGAAAAAAAUCUAUCAAAUAGAACAUUCAAAGAUAACAUGUUGAUGAAAUUUGUCGGUGUGUGUUCUAAAGGUUUGGGCAAAGGCGGCGUAAAUGCCUACCACUUGGUCGAUUCUUUGUUUGAAAGAAAUUUUCUUAAGCAAUGUACGUGGACUGGCUUUUCCAAGAAAGAAACAGUAAAAAUAUGUUUUAAAGCGUUUACGAGAACGAUUUCUCUUUUUUUUGAUAUUAUCCACGCAACAGAUGAAAGUUUUACAAAAGUGGACUGCGAUAAAUUUUUUAAAACUAUUUUGAAAAAUGCUCAUAAACGCAGCGAAAGCAAUCAGAGGAUGUCGGCUCCAAAAGUUAGAGUAAUAAAGAGAAAAGGGACAGCAAAAACUCUUCCAAUAGAUGUGCCGAUUGAGAAUGUUAACGGAGAGGGCUCCGGUCAAAACAGCGUCGAGACUCCCGAUUUAAACAAUGAAGAGAGAUCUGACCAAAAUGAUGUUGAGAUUUUCUAUCAAAGUGAUGAAGAGAGGCCUGAUAAAACGACGAAGGGAUGUCCGACUAAUUGAGUACGUAGUUAAUGUUUUCAUAUAAUGUUUACACACCUACAUUUGGUAACUCGAUUCAUUUUUUGUCGCUGAUUUUUGAAUAAUCCUAGAUUAGGUGGGAAUAAUUAAUUAUUGAUGGUGAUAUUACUUAACAAGAGGUUAAGUUUUCAUAGUUGUUAUUUCUAAGUUUAUUUUAAAGUUCCUUUGGUAGCUAAGACUUGUUGGUUGAAUAAAAGAGCACCUAUUUAACUAA